Messenger RNA from Auxenochlorella protothecoides, 975 nucleotides. RefSeq names its product Ankyrin repeat domain-containing protein 2. The coding region runs from base 1 to 975 and encodes 324 amino acids. Gene Ontology annotation, molecular function: protein binding. The transcript has 8 exons. NCBI's taxonomy places the organism in Eukaryota, Viridiplantae, Chlorophyta, Trebouxiophyceae, Chlorellales, Chlorellaceae. The record is from RefSeq and is a predicted model, not a curated record. Gene Ontology annotation, cellular component: nucleus; cytoplasm.
AUGUCCGGUCAGGGCAGCUCUGAUCCCAACUUUCUGCAGCAGUUGAUGCAGGACCCCACCAUCCAGCGCAUGACCGAGGCCAUCGCGUCCGACCCGGAGUUCAUGGAGAUUGCCAAGGAGAUGCAGGAGAGCAUGCUCUCCGGCAACAUGAAUGGCCUGAAUCUGGGCGGCGAGGCCGGCGGAUCGGGUGCGGGUGGCAUGCCGCCGGGCAUGCCCAACGUUGACCCUGCCAAGUACAUGAGCGCCAUGCAGAGGGUGAUGGGCAACCCGCAGUUCCUGGAGGCUGCUGAGAGCCUGGGCAAGUCGCUGCUCACCCAGGCGGCAGACCCCCAGAUGGCCAGCCUGAUGGAGCUGUUCUCCAACCCCGAGCACAGCGAGCUGCUGAAGGGCAAGCUGGAGGACCUCAAGUCCGACCCCGAGCUCAGGCCCAUCCUGGAGGACAUCGAGGCCAACGGGCAGGAGGCCAUGCUCAAGUACAUGGGCGACACCGACAUCAUGUCCAAGCUGGGGCGCAAGUUCCAGGAGGCCAUGGCCGACCCCGAGAUGCAGGCCCGGCUGGGGUCCCGUGCCGCGACCGACGCCAACGGCACGCCGGCCGUGUCUGGCGGCGCUGGGGCUGGCGAUGCUGCUGGGCUGGCGGAGUUGCUUAAGCAGGAGGGCGUGAAGCCCGACGAGAAGGACGAGGAGGGCAGGACACCCCUCCACUUUGCGGCGGGGUAUGGGGAGCUUGAGUGCAUGGAGGUCCUCCUGGACGCCGGCGCUGACAUCGACGCGGUUGAUGCCAACAAUAACACCGCCUUGCACUAUGCCGCCGGGUACGGCAACGUCGAGACGGCCACGUUGCUCAUCAAGAGGAAGGCCGAUGUGUCCAUCAAGAACUCGGAGGGCAAGACCGCGGGCGAGGUGGCCGAACUCAACGAGCAGGCCGAGCUGGUCGAGCUCCUCAAGGGGGACGUCAAGCCCGAGGCUGUUUGA